AUGAUUGCUGAACGGGAAAAAGGCUGGCUUCUGGUGGUACCUGACGAUGACUCUUUGGGUCCGGCUGUAAUAACACUAUUUCUCGACGAGUGCCCAUUGCCUUCAAAGGACACUGUUCAUCGACUAUUAUGCUCCCUCCGCCUUGAUCUUGCGGCUUCUGCGUCGUCGACACGCAAGCGUAGUUGGCAUCGAAACACAUGCAUAGUAUUAGGAUCUCUGGCGGAGAAACUCGCUGGUAGCAGCAGUGUGGCUAUGUGCAAUCCUACAACCUUGAAUUAUUUGAUAUCCCGAAUAUUGCCUCCAUUUACCCAAGCACGGGUGGUUCUGUUCGCUCUUUUGGCACUAGAAAAAUUCGCCCAAACUAGCGAAAAUCAGUUCAUGAUAUCGCGUACACUGGAGGAGUCUGCGACACAUCCACUCAAGCAACUGGAAGAAUGGCGACAUUGCACGACGAAUGCAAUGAAACGACAAGUGGGAUUCUGUGCGACAUGGGCACUUGAUAACAUCUUUAUAACUCCUAACCGAACUUAUGCAUAUGAAACUACUGAUGUGUCGAAAAUAAAUGCUAUGCUCACCACGAAGACGUCAGCUCGUUGCGACGUAUCUUCGUUUGAGUCAGUUAGAUGUACAUUCGCCGUGCAAGAUGGCGUGUGGUUCUAUGAGGCUACUGUAUUCACUCCCGGUGUUAUGCAGAUUGGAUUCGCCACCAAAAGGAGUCGUUUUUUGAACCACGAGGGCUACGGAAUCGGCGACGAUGAAUCAUCUGUAGCCUACGAUGGUUGUCGACAAUUAUUAUGGCAUAAUGCUCACUCUAGUCGACACGAACAUGAGCCAUGGUGCCCAGGAGACGUUGUUGGCUGUCUGUUGAAUAUACCGAUGGGAACCGUAAUGUUUUAUCUGAAUGGUCGACCGUUACAAAGGCCUCACCUUGAAUUUCUCAGAAAUCGACCGGCCGGAGAUGGAGUUUUUGCUGCUGCCUCGUUUAUGUCAUUUCAACAGUGUCGCUUUAAUUUCGGUGCAGAACCGUUCCAAUAUCCACCUGAUCUUACGUUCAGCACUUUUAAUGACGGUGGAGCAACACUCACAGCGGAACAGAAGACUAUCCUUCCUCGGCGUAGACGAUUGGAACUUCUACAAAAGGAGCCCAUACCUGAAGAUUACUGCACCAUAUGCUAUGCUCAUCCAGGCGACACUGUUUUGGAACCUUGCAUGCACGGUGGAAUCUGCAAUGGUUGUUCUGUCCAGAUGGAUCACUGUCCGUUAUGUCGACAACCCAUCGAAAACCGUCUUCAUGUCAGUGAUGCACCGCCAGCUGUCAUUCGUAAGGUGUCCUCGUCUCACCUACUCCCCUCCCGUCGCAUUUCAGCGGGACAACCUCUUUUCUCUCCAGCUCAGAGAAUCACUACGGAAUUGUGA
Messenger RNA from Cooperia oncophora, 1416 nucleotides. The record is from the annotation of a GenBank genome assembly. NCBI's taxonomy places the organism in Eukaryota, Metazoa, Nematoda, Chromadorea, Rhabditida, Trichostrongylidae.